UGCCCGUUGCUGCGGCGGGCGCGGAGGUGCAGUCGCCGGUUCGGCCGGGACAGGUGCGUUGGGACCCGUUGUUUCGGCUGCGACAGGUGCGCUGGGAUCUCCCGAGUUCCGCCGGGACAGGGAUUUGGGCAGAUAAGAUGGAGCCUUCCCCGUUCAACAGAAGGCAAUGGGCCUCCCAUUCUUUGAAAAUCACCGCCAAAGAGCUUUCCCUGGUCAACAAGAACAAGUCCUCGGCCCUGGCGGAGAGGUUCUCCAAGUAUCAGAAAGCUGCUGAAGAAGCCACUGCUGAGAAGAAGAGAAGUAACACAGAAAACCUGCCCGCUCACUUGACCAGGGGCAAUCUGAGCGUGCUGAAGAAGAAGUGGGAGAAUCCGGUGCUGGAAGCGGUGCGGGCUAGCAGGGUCGGCACCGGGCGCGCCCGUUCUCCAUCCCCGGGGGCCGGAGCUGCCCCGGGCCGGCCGCAGUGUCCCGGUGACAGCGCAGAGCCCCGGGAGGGUGGCACCAUGGAGAACUGUGCGAGAGAGCCCCGCGAAAUGGAAAAGCCCGAAGGCAGCGAGAGGUCGGAGUCUCCGGGGAGGAUCGAGAAGUACAACGUGCCCCUGAGCAAGCUGAAGAUGAUGUUCGAGAAGGGUGAAGCCCCUCAGCCCAAGCAGGGCCCCCGGGAGCCGCGCAGGGCAGCGGGCAGGAGGAUUUCGGAGAACAGCCUGGAGGACUCUGACACUGCCCAAGGAGAGAGGAGCCACAGCACAGCAGGGUAUCUUCUAGACACCAGUCCAGGACUCAGCCCAGACAAGGCAGAGACCAGGAAGAACCUGGACAUGCCCCGUUUAUCAGAGACAUCAAUAAAGGACAGGCUGGCCAAGUACCAGGCAGCUGUGUCCAAGCAGGGCAGUUCCUCAGGCAUCGUUCCCAUGAGUGAGAUUCAAGCCAGUGAGAGUGAACUCAAGAAUUACAAAUCUGGGCAGAAGGAGAAUAUGGCACCAAUUGAGGACUGCAGUUCCUGUCAGGAUGGGGAGAAGGUUUCUGUAGGUGAGAACAGCUCGUCUUUGCACUCUGGUCUGCUGGAGGAUGGCCAUGCUGGACAGUCGGAGAGCGAGGCAGAAGCUCAGAAAGCUGUCAGCUCAAAGCAGCAGAACCUUGGUGCUAAAGCAGCUGGCCAGACAGAGGCCUCUCCUCCAAAAGCCGUCAAGAAAUUCCAGUUGCCAAUGAAGGAAACCUGUGUUGGGUGUCAGAAGACUGUGUACCCCAUGGAAAGGCUCUUUGCCAACCAGCAGGUGUUUCACAUCAGCUGCUUCCGCUGUUCCUACUGCAACAGCAAACUCAGCCUCGGGACGUACGCCUCUCUGCGUGGGAACAUCUACUGCAAGCCUCACUUCAAUCAGCUCUUCAAGUCCAAAGGCAAUUAUGAUGAGGGCUUUGGACACAAGCAGCACAAGGAAUUGUGGGCAGGUAAAACUGAAUGUGAAGAAUCCCCGGAGAAAACCGUCCAUGGUGUGAAUUCACCAGACACUCCACAAAGCCCAGGAGUAGAGGAUGCCCCGAUUGCAAAAGUGGGAGUUCUGGCUGCAAGUAUGGAAGCAAAAGCUUCAGCUGUGCCUGAAAGGGAAGAAAGACCAGCAGAAACAAAAAAGCUCAGGAUUGCCUGGCCACCUCCAUCUGACCAAAGUACCCAAGGAAGUGCCUUAGAUGAGGGCAUCAAAGUACUCAAACCCAAGUGGCCUCCAGAAGAAGAGAUUUCCAAGCCUGAUGUGCAGGAGGAUGUGGAUCUGGAUCUCAAAAAGUUAAGAAGAUCUUCCUCUCUGAAGGAGCGAAGUCGCCCCUUUACAGUUGCAGCCUCAUUUAGAACAAUAUCUGUUAAAGGCCAUAAAACAGAGAAUUCACCAUCUCCUUCCAAGGAAGAGAGAGGCACAUUGAAAAGGAGUGAGGAACUGGAGAGAGAGCUUGUCAUAGAGAAAAAGCAAAGGGAAAAGAAGGUUGAGCCUAGGAACAUCCAGAACUCCGGGGAGAAAAAUGCGGAGGAAGAACGGGAAUUGUCGGGUAUCAAAACAGCAGAGCAGAACAUUGUAGAGAAUGGGCAGAUGAAUGCAGACACAGAUGAGGAAGAACACGCUACAGAGGAGCCAGAAAUUCCAAAGGAAGAACUCCUUGAACCAAAUUCUCCUAAACAUUCCAGCUUAGCCAAUGCUGUGACCGCUAAGGAAUCAUCUCCAAACCAGAAUCGCAAAUCCCAAGACGUUGGUUUUUGGGAGGGUGAAGACGUGGAAGAUCUGUCUGUGGAAGAACAGAUCAAAAGGAAUCGCUACUAUGAAGAUGAUGAUGAUGAUGAAUAAAUUGGCCUUUUACUAGAAAACUUGCUGCAAGGUGCUGGGCCUUUUGAAAUGGAUAUUUUUAGCUUUAACAAACAGCUCUCCUGGAUGAAGUGAUGCUGCACUGCACAUCAGCAUUAAGGGAAUCUACAUACAAAUUAUCUCAGCUAGAAAACUCUGGAAGCCUGCAAAUUCUUUAGGUGCAUGGAACAAGUGUCUGGCUGUGGGACAGCUUCAGCAGGUAGUGUCUGUCCCCAGCAUGAGAACAGAGCUGUUCUCUGUCUUAUCCCUUUGAGCUUCAAUAGGUAUUUCACUAACAAUUUCUGGAAUUCCACUGUACUUGCCGUGCUGGUGUGGGACACACCACCCGUACCACUCCAAAUGCUACUGCAGUGCUUAGGGACCAACUUCAAAGGGACUUUCUGGCCUGCUUUAAAAUGGUCACUUAAUGCACUUUAAUACAUGGAAAGGGCACAACCGGGCUUUUUUUUUAAAUUAUAAAAGCAUCUCUGUGUGUAGUGUCCAACAAUUAAAGCAUCCUAAAUGGAGUGCAAUGUGAAUUUCUGUCUCAAACCUGCCUGUGAUCAGUCGAGGAGUCCCUGCACAACUGGAAUGGUGCCCGUUGCUGGACCAUGUGUAUUUCAGUGCUGUGCUGGCUGCCAGGUCUCUGCAAAAGACAAGUGAACACUUUGGAGCAGCCUGCAGGGCAUUACUUCCGCAUUUCACACACAUUUGGAGUUUUUUGUUUGUUUUGUUAUGAUUUCUUUUUUUACUUGGAGUUCUUCAUCAUCAUUUUAAACUACAGAUAAGAUUUUUAAGGCCUUUUGACAACUCUGAAAUCCUACUUUUAUCAAGCUGCCAUAAAUCUUUUCCUUACAGCUGUGAAAUUGUGCUGCAUUGCAAAAAUCUCUGGAAUCAGUGACACUUUCAGAUUGCCAGUGUUGAAGAUCAGAACAUUUUUUAACUUGACUUCAUUUAUUUUACAAUAAUAAAAUCUUGAAUGGGGGGAGGAGGAGGAGGCCCUUUUUUUUAUUAUUAGCUUUUAUUUGUACUGUAUUCUCAAGAGAAUUAGAUCUUAAUGAUUCUUGAGGUGUAAAAUAUUCUGCUUUCUUACCAGUUCUGCUAAUGACAAAACCUUCAAUAAAGUUUGGGUCAUUUCCAUUUUAA
Messenger RNA from Melospiza melodia melodia, 3473 nucleotides. RefSeq names its product LIM domain and actin binding 1 (gene LIMA1). Lineage: Eukaryota; Metazoa; Chordata; Aves; Passeriformes; Passerellidae. The transcript has 11 exons. Gene Ontology annotation, biological process: actin filament bundle assembly. Gene Ontology annotation, molecular function: actin filament binding. The coding region runs from base 138 to 2330 and encodes 730 amino acids. Gene Ontology annotation, cellular component: actin cytoskeleton; plasma membrane. The record is from RefSeq and is a predicted model, not a curated record.